GAGAUGGCGACAAGCCUCCGCGGCGCCAUGAGAGCUUGUGUAGGCUCAAGCAUCAAGAGACUCUUUUCUUUGCCGUGGUCGGGCCUGGUGUUGUUGCGACGCUCCAAUGUGGUUGUGCUUGCAGCUGUCCCGCAAAGUUACCGCCGUGCGGGAGACGCGAAGGAAAAAGUCCCCCAUGGGGAAAAAGACACAACGGCGUCUGGCGUGGUGAAGAUCAGCACACCCACCCACUUGUUUUUCUCCGCGCCGUCUCGAGAGCCUUUGCACACUGACGAUGAGAUCCCGGGUCAAUGUCCGUUCCCUCACUCGCGCUGGCGUCGCCGCCGGGCCCACCUCGAUUGCUUAGCGCAAUAUGGCGUCCUUGGCUGCCCCGACACGGUUACAUCCACUGUCCAUCCCCCAACAACCACUGCACACGCGCUCUUGGCUCUUCUUGGCCCGUAUCAAGGUCCAGCGGCUGACUGACCAGGGCAUUGAUAGCACCGUUGCGAGGGCAUACAGUGGUGCUGCAAGAGACUCCAAAAAGUAUAUAUUCGACUUCCCCGCGUCCAGCCAUGGGGCUAUCAC
Bipolaris sorokiniana ND90Pr is the source of this 567-nucleotide messenger RNA. RefSeq lists its product as uncharacterized. The transcript has a single exon. Lineage: Eukaryota; Fungi; Ascomycota; Dothideomycetes; Pleosporales; Pleosporaceae. The record is from RefSeq and is a predicted model, not a curated record. The coding region runs from base 4 to 465 and encodes 153 amino acids.